AUGCCCUCUGUCAAGCGAGGCGCCAACUCCGACUCGCCAGGGGCUACGAAGAAGCAGAAGGCCAAUGGCAGUAUCACCUCGUUCUUUGGGGCUCCAAGGCCGAAGGAUGGAGUUGGUGCUGGUACACAAAACUCCAGUAUCCCUCCUCCCACCAGCCGCUUCAACAAGGAGAAAUGGGUGGCCUCGUUGACUGCUGAGCAAAAAGAGCUAUUGCAAUUAGAGAUCGAAACACUCGAUGAGAGCUGGCUAGCCCAUCUCAAGGACGAGGUUGUGACUCCUGAAUUUCUCAAUUUGAAGCGAUUCCUCAAGAAAGAGAAGGACUCGAAAGCUACGAUAUUUCCACCGGAAAAGGACAUUUACUCCUGGUCUCGACACACGCCUCUACAUACCGUGAAAGCCGUGAUUCUCGGACAAGAUCCAUAUCAUAACUAUAAUCAAGCGCAUGGUCUUUGCUUUUCCGUACGACCACCGACCAAAGCGCCCCCUUCCCUGAAAAACAUAUACAUUGGACUCAAGAAUGAUUACCCGUCAUUUGAAUGCCCUCCAAGUGACGGUGGCUUGUUGACCCCCUGGGCGGAGCGCGGCGUGCUCAUGAUCAAUACCUGCUUGACCGUUCGAGCCCACAAUGCCAAUAGUCAUGCCAAUCGAGGAUGGGAAAGAUUUACGCAAAAGGCGAUUGAUACUGUUGCUCGUGUUCGCACCCGCGGUGUGGUCUUUUUAGCUUGGGGGACGCCGGCUGGCAAAAGAGUGGCAGCGGUCAACAAGCAAAGACACUGCGUACUACAGUCUGUUCACCCGAGUCCUCUGAGUGCUCGCAAUGGAUUUUUUACCAACGGUCACUUCAAGAAAUGCAACGAAUGGCUUGCAGAGAGAUACGGAGAUGAUGCCAUGAUUGACUGGAGCUUGAAUCCAAAUAAGUCCGUUUUGACUCAGAAAGCUAUUAGCACUGCCACUGAAGGAAAGCAAGAAGGACCUCUUGCUCCCAGUAAACACGCCAACAAAGCCCCUCCCUCUUCUCCCACGCCUCUUGGCGAUGGGGACGUGGAAAAUGGCGGCGCCAAAGCGAAGUCCACAUCAGUUGCAGCAAUCAAGACAGUUACGGCCGAUGCCGACCCUCUUUGUGACGAGGAUGACCUUGACGCACUCGAGGCUCUUGCCGCUGCUGAAGACCUUGCAAAUGCCGCUACGGUUACUGGUGCCGAGUCAAUUAAAAAAGACGAAGUGACCGUCGAAGUGAAGAAAGACUAG
Talaromyces atroroseus is the source of this 1248-nucleotide messenger RNA. RefSeq lists its product as hypothetical. Gene Ontology annotation, molecular function: uracil DNA N-glycosylase activity. The transcript is spliced from 3 exons. Gene Ontology annotation, cellular component: mitochondrion; nucleus. Lineage: Eukaryota; Fungi; Ascomycota; Eurotiomycetes; Eurotiales; Trichocomaceae. The record is from RefSeq and is a predicted model, not a curated record. Bases 1 to 1248 code for a protein of 415 amino acids. Gene Ontology annotation, biological process: base-excision repair, AP site formation via deaminated base removal; base-excision repair.